Messenger RNA from Nelumbo nucifera (sacred lotus), 1523 nucleotides. RefSeq names its product hydroxyproline O-arabinosyltransferase 1-like. The record is from RefSeq and is a predicted model, not a curated record. NCBI's taxonomy places the organism in Eukaryota, Viridiplantae, Streptophyta, Magnoliopsida, Proteales, Nelumbonaceae. Gene Ontology annotation, molecular function: glycosyltransferase activity.
GGAGAAGAGACCAAUUGGAAACUGAAGAAGAAGAGAGAGGAGGAAGAAGACUUUCUCUUCUCUGUAAUGUUUAUCUAUAUUUAACUUUAACCAUUUUCCUCUCUCUGCUGUAAGUCGAAGGAAGAGAGAGAGAGAGAGAGAGAGAGAGAGAGAUGGUUUGUGAGAAUUUAUUCACUUUGCUCAUAAUCUUCUCAGUAGCUCUGAUCACAUACAACGUGAUCAUAUCUGCAAAUGCUCCUCUCAAGCAAGACUUCCCUGGCCCUGGAAAGUCGUCGUCACUUCGUCUCUUCUCGGUGGACCCCAUCAUCAAGAUGCCGGUCGAUCGAUUGAAAGCCAAUUACAAGAAGAGGCUGUUUCACACGGCAGUCACGGCUUCGGAUUCAGUGUACAACACAUGGCAAUGUAGGGUUAUGUAUUACUGGUUCAAGAAGUUCAAGGAUGGACCCAAUUCCGAAAUGGGCGGGUUUACGAGGAUUUUACAUUCUGGAAAGCCUGAUAGGUUCAUGGAUGAGAUUCCCACUUUUGUUGCUCAGCCCCUCCCAGCUGGAAUGGAUCAGGGUUAUAUUGUUCUGAAUAGACCUUGGGCAUUUGUACAGUGGCUUCAGGAGGCAGACAUAAAAGAAGAUUAUAUACUAAUGGCAGAACCAGACCAUAUUAUAGUCAAGCCAAUACCAAACCUGUCAAGGGAUGGGCUUGGAGCUGCAUUUCCUUUCUUCUAUAUUGAGCCCAAAAAGUUUGAAACAAUUCUCCGUAGGUUCUUCCCUGUGAACAAGGGGCCAAUCACAAACAUUGACCCCAUAGGAAAUUCUCCAGUCAUUAUUGAUAAGGCAUCUCUUAGGAAGAUUGCUCCCAUGUGGAUGAAUGUUUCUUUGGCAAUGAAGAAAGAUCCUGAAGCAGAUAAAGCAUUUGGAUGGGUGCUUGAGAUGUAUGCUUAUGCUGUUGCAUCAGCUCUGCAUGAUGUUGGUAACAUCUUGUACAAGGACUUCAUGAUUCAGCCUCCUUGGGACAAGGAAGUGGGCAACAAAUUCAUAAUUCAUUAUACUUAUGGAUGUGAUUUUGAUAUGAAGGGUAAACCAAUGUAUGGAAAGUUUGGAGAAUGGAGGUUUGACAAAAGAUCAUAUGACCAAACGUGGCCUCCAAGGAAUCUUCCAUUGCCCCCAGCUGGUGUCCCAGAAAGUGUGGUAACCUUGGUAAAAAUGGUGAAUGAAGCAACAGCAAACAUUCCUAACUGGGGAAUAUAGGUAAAAAUACUAUUGACCUACUACUGGAGGAUAUAGAUCAGCCCUGGCGGAUGGUGGAAGUCCAUAUGCUCCAGAGUUGUAAUGUGUAAGUUGUAAUUUUAUCAUGUCUUUUCAGUGCUUCAACAACUACCUAUAUCCAGGUCACGAGAAGGAUGGAAAAUUCUGACAUCUGAUACCAUCAAUCAUAUUUGUAUUUUUCUCUUCUUGACAGAUUUGUUACUUUUCUAUCCGGUAUUUGAAGAUGAGAAGGGAAAAGAGCUAUGCUUGUGUAUUUUUCAUAAA